CUGAGUUCCCUCAACCCCAAAUCCCUAGAGCUGAGCGUUCGGGCGAGUCAGACGCACCACGCCGACCGGCGACUGAAAACUAAAAAUAAUCGUACUCUGUUCAGUACCGCCGUAACAGUCGCGCGCGACGCCCGCGCAGCACGCGUAUCGCAACCAUGGCGGAGACAAUCGAGGAAACAUACGAGACCGCGGUCACCCGCAAGGUGGUCCGCAAGAGCCUCAAGAUAGAGGAGAAGUCGUCAACGACAAAGACGACGACAAUGACGACACCGGCCAAGUUGUACGGACGCGAGUUGUCUGCAUACGAUGAGGUUGACGUCGACGAACUGUUAGCCAAAUUGUCACAGGAAGAGCUGACCAUGCUCGCAAAGGAGGUUGAUCCAGACGACAACUUCCUCCCUCCCUCGCAGCGAAAUAACUACGCGUGCGAGAAGGAUCCAACGGGACCUCUGAAUCGGAAGAAAUUAAUUGAACACAUAAAUAAACAAGCAUUAGAAACACCAGAUAGACCCGAAGUCAAACCUUACGUCCCUGGUGUUGUACGGGGUAAAAAGUGGAUUCCGCCACCGCCUCCGGAGAAAGUUCGAGAAGCGGAAGAACAAAUUACAAUCGACCUCGGCGACGAGUACGAGCAGGCGCUCGGAACCGCGACACAGGAAGAAAUCAUCGAUCUCGCUGCUAUUCUCGGCUUCCACUCCAUGAUGAACCAGGACCAGUACCACGCGUCGCUUCUAAACAAAGGUCAACCCGUCGGUCUCGGUUGGGACGGUAUCACUAAAGCUACAAAGCCAAAGGUAUAUCCAAUGGAUCCACCCAAUGACACAGAUCCCGACAAGACCAUCGACAGAGUAAAGGAUAACGACCAGUCGUUCCUUGAUCUCAAUUGGAAUAACAUUAAGAAUAUAAGCGACGAGAAGUUCGAGAAGCUGUUCGAGGCGCUGAAGACGAACACGCAUUUGGAGGUGCUGUCGCUGGUGAACGUGGGCUUGAACGACCGCACGGCGCAGUUGCUGGCCGACGCGUUGCAGGCCAACAGCACGCUGCGGGUCGUCAACGUCGAGACCAACUUCAUCAGCCCCGCCGGCGUCGUGGAGCUGGUGCGCGCGCUGCUCGCCACCACCAGCGUCGAGGAGUUCCGCGCCUCCAACCAGCGGUCGCAAGUGCUCGGCAACAAGACGGAGAUGGAGAUCACGCGGCUGGUGGAGCAGAACCCGACGCUGCUGCGGCUCGGCCUGCACCUCGAGUACAGCGACGCGCGCCACCGCGUCGCCUCGCACCUGCAGCGCAACAUCGACAGAAAUUGCCGUUUGCAAAAGCGAGCUAGCGCGUCUAUAAGCUUGCGCUUGCCCCGCGGUCGGCCUCCCGCCGUGGGCGUCGACAGUAGCUUCUUCAACCUCACACCUCCAAGCGUCGAAACUUCGACACCAACCGCCGACAGAAGAAUCCUCGAUAAGCCGAUUCUAGAUCAAUCGUUAUCCGAUCAGACAUCCAAUGAUGGAAAAUUCGUGAUGGCGACGCCGCCUGAUAUAAACCCAGAACCCCACUCUACGCCAGCAACGCCGGAGCCAGAGCGGCGCUUAGAGCUCUAAACGACACAUGUGGUGGGCGAAUCCGGCGCUUGAGCCAGUUCACACGCAGCCGUAGUUACGUGGUGGGCUGGAUUCCUUGACCACACGCGUUCGCACUGUCACCCUCUUUGUCACUGUGUAGCACGCCUUCAAAAGUCUAUAAAUAUAUCCCGUGUUAUUCCUUAAUAAAAUGUUUUUUUAUUCGAAGAUGUAUUUUUAAACGUUGGCCUUGAAGUUCGACGUUUGAUAAGAUUCUAUUAGACUGGGUCGUAUUUUAAAGAAUAUUUUAUUCGAUUUAUUGUUACCCGUAGCUUUUAUAAAAUUUGUAUCAAAAAUUAGGGAAGUAAGACCCGGUGACAAUAAGUUAGACCUUAUUUUAUAUUGCAAAUUUUUGCGAGUUUAAAUCGAUCAACUUAUUGGUGCUUACGACUUUACUGAAAUGACUAAUAAAAUUUAUUUAUUUAAUCGAUUUUACAUUGUAAUGAAAUUCUUGCCUCGUUUUUAAAAAAGGUUUUUUUGUAAUAAUGUAUUGUUUUUUAAAUAUCGACUACACAAUUACAAAGAUUUGAUUUGACAGAUAAUUAAGUGUGCUUGAUGUAAGAAUUGUGCGCGAACAAUAUUUAUGAUUUUAUUUAAAAAAAAAAAAUAAGACCUUGGUUUUAACAGCUCGAUGGCAGGACCAUCGAUAGUUAUAAACUCAGUUUUUUUUUUUAAUUUGGAAUGAACGAAAUAAAACCAUAAAUUUUGUCUAUGAUUGAUCAAUUUGUACGUUUAAAAUAUUAAUUCUAAUUUUAGUGUGCUAAUGAAAUCGUAUUAAUUUUUAUCAUUUAAUUGUAAUAUAUGUUAUAGUCGUGCACAUUCCAUUAAUACAUAACAUACUUCUCUACUAAAAUUUUUACUGUACACCAUAGACUAUACUAUUUUCUUCCACAACCGUAGAAAAUUAACAAAUCAAUGAUUUACUUUAAAAACUUAAAAAUAGAUAAGAGAAGCGAUGUUCUGUGUCAAUGGAUUAUAAGUUUAACAUUUUCAAAAAAGCACUAGGUUUUUCUUUAAAUUCGCUAUACAUGCUGUUAUCUGUGGUCAAGUUGCUUUCAAUUGAAGGCUUGCAACAUUCAUCGGCUGUAACCUUUUGCUUUCUUGAAAUAAUAUAUUUGCUUAACUUUUAAAUCGUAACUUGUAUUCAUAGAAUCUACUGCGGAACUUAAUUGUCCAUAACAUUGUGAUAUAAAGAUCAUGUGUUUCCAUUAAAAAACUAUUGCUUUGAUUUUUUUUUUCAUCCUAGUUUCAACUUAAGAGAGAUUAUUUGUAUAUGAAUUUUAGAUUUUUAAUGUAUUUUUUGUUGUUGUACGAAAUUUGAAAAUUUUUGGUAAUGAAUGAUUACAUUAAUGUUUUUUUAAACUAUAGAUUUUAUUUAUGUCGACAUGAUAAUGUAUGGAGCAUUUUGGUUCAACGAACACUUGACUAGUAGAGUCGCAGUUGUGUAGUUUUGUGACAAAAAUAUAAAUAAAGCAAUUAAACAUA
This is a messenger RNA of Melitaea cinxia (Glanville fritillary), 3092 nucleotides long. RefSeq names its product tropomodulin-1 (gene tmod). The record is from RefSeq and is a predicted model, not a curated record. Gene Ontology annotation, biological process: pointed-end actin filament capping; myofibril assembly. Gene Ontology annotation, molecular function: tropomyosin binding. NCBI's taxonomy places the organism in Eukaryota, Metazoa, Arthropoda, Insecta, Lepidoptera, Nymphalidae. The transcript is spliced from 11 exons. Gene Ontology annotation, cellular component: myofibril. Bases 156 to 1589 code for a protein of 477 amino acids.